AUGCUGGCAAUUGGAAGUCCCACCUUCACCAGUGUGCGCACAAGCACCACAUGUAACGCUUUACUCAGAGAGCUUCAGCAAAUAUGGAAUGAAAUUGGGGAGAGUGAGGCUGAAAGAGAUCGCAUGCUGGUAGACUUGGAAAGAGAGUGCUUAGAAGUUUAUCGGAGGAAGGUGGAGGAUGCUUCGAAUUCCAAAGCACGACUUCAUCACUCUGUGGCAGCAAAGGAAGCAGAGCUUGCAACUCUCAUGGCUGCCCUUGGGGAGCUUAACAUUCGUUCAACGGUCCAGAAAGACAAGAAGGCGAUGUCGUUAAAGGAGAAACUUGCAUCCGUUUCACCAUUGGUGGAAGAUUUGAGGAAGAAGAAAGAAGAGCGGAUGAAGCAAUUUGACGAUAUAAGAGCACAGAUUGAAAAGAUUGGUGGGGAGAUAUCUGGUUAUUCCAGUCUCAAUGACUCUCUUAUGAGUAAUAAAUCUCUUGAUGAGCAUGACUUGUCACUAAGAAGGCUAAACGAAUAUCAGACACAUCUCCGCUCCCUUCAAAAGGAGAAGUCGGACCGCCUCAAUAAGGUCUUUGAGUGCGUGAAUGAGGUACAUUCUCUGUGCAGCGUGCUCGGUUUAGAUUUUGACAGGACUGUGAGUGAGGUCCAUCCAAGUUUGCAUGGAGUCAACCAAGAACAGUCAACCAAUAUAAGCAAUACCACGCUCGAGGGUCUAGAGCAGACCAUUCUUAAAUUGAAAUCUGAAAGGAAAGCUCGGAUAAGGAAGCUGAAAGAUAUUGGAGCUUCACUAUGUGAACUUUGGAAUUUGAUGGACUCAUCAAAGUCAGACAAGAAUGAAUUUUCAAGAAUUACUUCAAUUCUUGUGUCAUCGGAGUCUGAAAUAGUAGAACCAGGGUUCCUUUCAAUGGAGACAAUUAACAAGGCAUCUACAGAAGUGGAAAGGCUUACUAAACUGAAAGCUAGCAGAAUGAAAGAGCUUGUUAUGAAGAAAAGAGUAGAAUUGGAAGAAAUAUGCAAAAUGACUCAUAUUGAACCUGACACAAGUACUUCAGCUGAGAAAUCCACUGCGCUGAUAGAUUCUGGUUUAGUCGAUCCUGGCGAACUCUUGGCAAGCAUUGAUGCCCAGAUAACCAAAGCAAAGGAGCAAACUAUGAGCAGGAAAGAAAUAAUGGAUAGGCUAGACAGAUGGCUCUCAGCAUGUGAAGAGGAAAACUGGCUUGAAGAUUAUGAGCUGGAUCACAACAGAUAUUCAGCUGGCAGAGGUGCUCACAUUAACCUAAAGCGUGCAGAGAAAGCUCGAAUCACUGUGAACAAAAUUCCAGUGAUGGUUGACAACCUGAUUAAUAAAACCUUGGCCUGGGAAGAUGAAAGGCAAAUGCUGUUCCUUUACGAUGGGGUAAGAUUGGUGUCGAUACUAGAGGAUUACAAAAUGACGAGACAACAUCGAGAAGAGGAGAAACGGAGAUUCCGGGACCAAAAGAAGCUCCAAGAUUUGCUGCUGACAGAGAAGGAACUGAUGUACGGGUCGAAACCAAGCCCACGAAAGACAAACAGCUUCAGGAAGCCAAAUGGUUACCGUGGGAAUGGGUCGAUGACUCCAACAUCACGACGUAACUCUGUGUGUGGAACACCUGAACCCCUCACUCCACGAUCUUAUUCUGGACGGAGUAACGGGUAUUUCAAGGAAAUGAGGAGGCUAUCUACUACCCCAUUGAACUUUGUAUCCAUAACAAAGGAAGAUACCAUAUCGUUUGCUUCUGUUUCUGGCUCUGAGCCAGAGUCCCUCCUCUGA
Molecule: messenger RNA, 1791 nt
Organism: Linum trigynum
Lineage: Eukaryota; Viridiplantae; Streptophyta; Magnoliopsida; Malpighiales; Linaceae
Source: the annotation of a GenBank genome assembly